This is a messenger RNA of Pimephales promelas (fathead minnow), 1345 nucleotides long. NCBI's taxonomy places the organism in Eukaryota, Metazoa, Chordata, Actinopteri, Cypriniformes, Leuciscidae. The record is from RefSeq and is a predicted model, not a curated record.
UUUCACUUCACAACCAGAAUCCGCUCAUUGUUCUUCUUACUAUGAGUGACGACACGCUGACCGUUCCAAGAUGGCGGGCGCGCCGACGUGUCUUGAGCGGUUGAAUGUAAUUUCUACAUUGACACAUUUCACUUCUGUGCCGUUACCAUGGAGAUUGUAAACGCAGCACAAUUGAAAAUACAAACACAUGUCUUCGCUUAAAUAUUAUCGCUAAGACGUCACUUCACGGCGGGUUGGAUAAAUAAGCGCAGCAAGUGUUAGCCGUGUAAUAGGCUGAUUGUGUGGUUGUUAAUGAGAUGGACUCUCAGUACGUGAGCAGGACUCUGGGCCGCUGUCUCUCCGAGGCUCUCGCCGAACUAAUCGAGCUCCGACCGCUGGAUCCCAUCGAGUUCCUGGCGCUCUGGAUCCGCAAAUACAAACACAACCAGGAGCUCGAGCUGCAGAGAGCCGCUCAUCAGAGAGAGCUGGAGGAGGAGAAGCGGAGGGUCCAUGAGGAGAAUCUCCAUCAGAGAGAGCUGGAGGAGGAGGAGAGCCGGAUCAGAGCCGCCGCACAGCAUGUUCCUGAAUCAGCAGACGAGAGCAAACCAGAUCUGCGUGAAGAUGAGAGAGAGAGUGCAGCCGAUCCGCCAGAGAGAGCGAGCGAGCCGCAGGAUCAGGAGGAUCAAACCUCGGAGAGCCUGAACCCUGAGGAGGAGCUUCAUCCAGAGGACUCUCCGAGCGCAGGGAAUGAAGCAGACGAUCCUCCUGAAGAAAAGACAGAAGACGACACGACCGAGGGACCGAUGGAGAGAAGCGCAGGGAAUGAAGCAGACGCUCCUCCUGAAGAAAAGACAGAAGAAGACACGACCGAGAGACCGAUGGAGAGAGAGGAAGAUGAGGAAGACGACAGAGCCUAAACGACAAAACCCAACUUGUUUCAUUAUUAAUCUCUGAAUUUGCCAAUUCACAAUUAUAUGCAUAUUAAUAUUAAACUAUAUUUAUGCCAACUGAACGUUUCUGUUGUGUGUUACAUUCUUCACACAGUCUUCACACACACACUAGUACUAGUCAUGUGAUUUACAUUUCUGUCUUAAAGUUAAAUAAAUCAAGUGUGUUUUUUUCCAUGAUAAAGCCAAAGAAGCUGAGACGUUUAAAAACUAAAAGUGUGUGUGUGUGUGUGUGUGUGUGUGUGCAGGGAGGCGUCUGAGUGAGUGUGGGAAUUUGAUUAAGCAAAAGUAGUGAUGAAUAAUGAAACACACUUGUGUUGUUCUGGGAAGAUGUGAAAAAGCAAACAAACCACCCGAAUGCCAUCGAGGUUUCCCAGAAGUCAUUGCAGCGCUGAGGUCUCGAGAAGCUUUGAUAAGUG